CAAACCCGAACGUCACAGCUCGCAAGAAGGCCGUGUCUCCACCCUCGCGACCACUCUCACUCUGCCCGCUCUGCCGACACCGACACAUUCACACCAUCCUUUCCCCUCUCACGCCUAUGACUACAACUACAUUGUGCGACCAACCCUCAGCAACUCGCCUGUGAUCACGGGACUGCCCAUCGUUUCAUCCGACCCCGCCGCUCGCACGAUAACGACCCGAUCGCCCACUCAACAGAAUAUUGUGCAACCGCUGCUCCUCCUUCACCUGGAACACAUCGCCUCGAGUAUGAUCGUGAGGAUAUACUCCCUACGAUAGUGCCCUCUCCGGGCUAUGCAGGACCCGCCGAGUUCUGCCAUGUCUUCACAAUCCGAUGGCGGCCAAUACACAAGAUCCACAUUGGUGCAGCGUUCGCCGUACCCGAAGCUUGCAAUAUGGUCGACGAGGCUCUCCAAUGCGAGCAUCAACUCGUUCUCGGGGGCAAUGGCCGGCAUGGCGAGUGGUAUUGUCACAUGUCCGCUGGACGUGAUCAAGACGAAAUUGCAGGCACAAGGCUCCUUCUUGAACCCGAACUUGCAGUCGAAAGGUCCGCCUGCCAGCGCAGUAUACCGGGGUAUGAUUGGAACUGCGAGGGCUAUCAUUCGGCAAGAUGGAGUGAAAGGCAUGUAUCGCGGACUGGGACCAAUGCUGCUCGGGUAUCUGCCAACCUGGGCUGUCUAUAUGGCCGUCUAUGACAGUAGCCGGGAAUAUUUCUACGCACAUGGCUACGGCGAAACGAAUAGGGACAAGUGGCUGGCCAGAGUUUAUGCAUCGGUCACGGCUGGAGCAUGCAGUACCAUCACGACGAAUCCUAUUUGGGUGAUCAAGACUCGACUAAUGUCGCAAAUAUCACGCACGGCCUCUGACGGCCAUCGAACACCCUGGCACUACUCCAGCACGCUGGACGCUGCCCGACAGAUGUACAGGUCUGAAGGUCUGGCAGCAUUUUACUCGGGACUUGCACCGGCCCUCCUCGGACUUACCCAUGUUGCGAUUCAGUUCCCAUUGUACGAGUACUUCAAACAACAGUUCACAGGUGUCGAAAUGGGGGCUUCUCCUACGUCUGCAUCGGAAGCACAAAACACAUUUGGCAUUUUGGCUGCAACCUUUCUUAGUAAGGUCUGCGCCACAUCCGCGACAUAUCCCCACGAAGUACUCCGCACACGACUGCAGACCCAACAGAGGCUGCACCCGGAGUACGCGCACAAUGGUGUAGGUAGACACAGUCAGAGUAUAUCCGGUUCGAGGAGAAUUGCGAAUACUGACGGCGUGCCGUAUCAGCCGCGUUAUCGAGGCGUGCUGGACACUUUUCGCAUCAUACUAAAGGAGGAAGGAUGGCGGGCAUUUUACAAUGGCAUGGGGACAAACAUGAUUCGAGCGGUCCCUGCUGCAAUGACAACGAUGCUGACUUUUGAGUCGAUCAAAGCUGCGCUGGGCAAGCUACAGGAAGAAGGGAGGGCGCUACAGGAGGAGAGCAGCUAAGGGAUGACAGUGAAGCGAGAACGGGGCGAGUUGAACGGACGCAAUUAUGUGGUUGGAGAACGAUGUGCACAUACGGGCGGCUUUGCAUAACACAGCGGCAUUUAUCAGUUCGGAUGUGGUAGACGAUACACUCCACCUGCGCAGCAUUGAGAGCGGCGUUUCUACAGCAUGGCGUUGAGGAGUAGUCGAGAAUGACUGCGAAGGCGCAGUCGACGGAACAUGCGUACGUAUUUCUAUCAAAAUUCUAAAUCAAACAGGUCCCUCACUUUCAGCUGUUGUCACAGAAAUGAGCCCAGCCGCUGGCAGGUUCCACGACUCUGGUCGCCUGACACCAUGUCAUCCCGUGCUCCGUGCGUCUCUUUCCGCCCAGCCUCGAGCACCGCAACCUCUUUCCCAACACCAGCUGAUCUACCGAUCACAAAGUGUCUUCGUUCAUCACCAAGCAGCGCCUGUCAUGGCACAACAAGCACAGCUCCGUCACGAUUAUUGGAAAGUCCGAGAUCACUCCCACCUGUCCGUGGACCAGAUCAAAAAUGUGCUAAACAAGCGGGGAGCACAAAUCACAUCAGACGCAAGCGAAGAGCAACUUCGCAAACAAUUACAACGCUCGGAGCUUGGGUUGCUAGAUUAUGCCCAAUGUAGCGACGAUGAGAUGCGAGAGUUCGUCAGAGCGAGAGGUCUGGAAGUGUCUAAAGGCUCGGCAGAAGGGAAUGGCGAUACCAGAGAAGAGCUGAUCGAAACUCUUGAGCAAGCAGACGAUCAGCGGACCUUUGCACAGUUCUUCGAGCUGCCAGGAGAAAUGCGAAACCGCGUGUAUAUCGCUCACUUCGCGGACUUCGAGCAACCAUUCUACGAGCCCAGCCAGCCACCGAUCGCACAUGCCAGCAAGCAACUUCGUGCGGAGACUUUGAAGCUUUUCUAUAGUGAAUGCACUUUCCGUGUGGCACGUUCUAUUACACGAAGCUCGCAUGAAUUCUGGGAGCACGUAGCCGUGGAACUUAUCGGUUGCAUCACCAAGCUACACAUCGGAGGCACACACAAGAAGAAAGA
Cercospora beticola is the source of this 2569-nucleotide messenger RNA. RefSeq lists its product as uncharacterized. Lineage: Eukaryota; Fungi; Ascomycota; Dothideomycetes; Mycosphaerellales; Mycosphaerellaceae. The record is from RefSeq and is a predicted model, not a curated record. Gene Ontology annotation, cellular component: mitochondrion. Gene Ontology annotation, biological process: pyrimidine nucleotide import into mitochondrion. Gene Ontology annotation, molecular function: pyrimidine nucleotide transmembrane transporter activity.